GAAAAAAUUUAUUUUUGGCUCAUUUUCAAUAACAAGUACAAAUAGUAAAAAAAAAUGUCGGAACAAAACGAAUUACCAACUGGCGAGGUUAACUUCGAUUGUCGUCUGGAAUCGGAGCAAAAGUUUAAUGCACUGGAUGUAAAGCCAUUACAAAAACCCGUGAAUAAUAUUACUUUCGAUUGUCCGGAUCCGAUAUUGACGCCGUUUGUCAAUAAACCAGUCGAAGUCAAACAGAGCACCAAUGUGGGGGAGUUUAAUGAGUUCAGUUGCAGCUCACAGGCACCUACUAUAGAAGCCGAGUUAGACUUGACACAAGCCAAGAUAAGGCUCGACACAUUGACACCUGGAGCCGCCCUCGAUCUAAUGCCGGAGAAGUUGAACUUUGACGAGUUGUUUGGAUUCGAGUCAGCGGCAGUUGACACUACACCGGUGGCAGAAAAGAGAAGGAUGGUCCAUGAAGUGAACAUUGUCGAGGAAGAGCUGCCAAAAGUGGAAACCAUUUUUGCUUCGGAGAUUGAAGAGUCUGGUGGUGGGGAUGCGGUCUGUGGCCCAGCAGAGAAAAGCCAUUUCUUACCAAAUGUAGAGCUGGAGGGGUGCAAAGUUAAAGACGACGAGCUAAUUGCCAAUGAGGCAAAGGAAGUUUCAAAGCGCGAUGCCAUCGAAGCGUCGCAAGUUCAACUUAAGCCUAACAUUGCGGAUCCAAAGCCUAUAUUAAGACGUCCCUUAAGCCUUUUUAGUACUUUUUUUACGGCAAAGGCAUUGAUACAACCAAGCAUGCGACAAAGCUUUGGCGAUAAAGUGCAUCGGGAUUCGGCAACCGACUGCAGAUCAUCUUCAUCGUUGAGCUCUCUGAAUGCACCUGUGCAUCCUGCAUUGGCUUUCCGAAGUGCGUCUCAAUCAUCCACUGCGCCUAGAAAAAUUUACGGUGUGACUCAGAAGUGCAUAGGAAUGUCUGCGAAGAGCCCGGCCACAAAUGGAGCCUUUCGGCUAGUGAACAAACGAGCUCCAGGAACCGCUGUGCUUAUUCCUCAUCCUAUUUUACACAUUCUGAAGACGAAACCACUUUCGACGCUUAUGGUGCAACCUCCAGCGGAAAAGGAGUCUCUUGAGCUAAAAGAAAUAUCCGAUUCCGAAAUAGAUGGCGAACAUAAAGAAAUCUCAGCUUCAAUCAAAUGUGCUCGGGAUAUGCAAGAACCAAAACAGAAAAAUACUCGUGCAACUGAAGUGUUUACAUGCGCGAAUUCAAAAGAAAACCCCCUUCAUAAGAAGGAUGUGACGGUACCGGAGCAUAAAAAUGGUCAAAAAACUAAAAAGCUUAGAAAUGUGAACUUGAAGGAAGAGAUAAAUCCCUCCCCAAAAGAAGCCAAGAACAGUGAAUUGAGGAACGUGAAAAAGAGGUCUGCCAAAUUGUCUGGUAGAAUUAGCGCUCACGAAAUUGUAGAAAAUGGAGAGCUGAUUUUCGAGAAGUUUAGCAAAUUAUAUUUCUUCAACAACUAUAAGGAGUGGAUAAAGAGAGGUGAAGGAAAGACGCAGAUUUGGCAAAUGGCAGCAUCCAAUAGGUAUUUCGUACUCAUGUGGGACCUUAAAAGUGGCGAAUUGCUUCUGCAUACAGAACUUCACGACACUUUCAAGCUAGAAUUCAAGGGCGACAAUUCUAGUAGCUGCAUCUGUGCGGAACAAAACUUUGCCAAAUCACCGAAUGGUAUCUUGGAACGUUUGGCUUGCCGCUUCCAGAAGCACGAAACAGCAGUUGAUUUCCUAAAGACUGUUAAAGGAUGCCUUGCCACACGAAGCGAGCUGAAUUAAUGGAAAUGUUGCCCCAUUCUUUGCCAAAUUGAAAUAAUUGAAUUGAAUUGAAAUGUUCGGAAAGUUUUGCCAACAUACUUACAGGAAUCACCGCAAACAACAAAAUUGUAAUUAUGUUUUGAAUGAGUUCUUGGCAAAAUUAAAUUAGCUUAAGUGGAAGGAAAUGGUACGACCAAGUUAUAAAAUUUUCAAAGAUUUAAAUGUUUUGUAGAUUGAAAACAACAGUGGGUUAAUUCGUUUCAUUAGCUGACUCUUUUUCAAGGACGUUUAUUUUCUUUUUUUGUGAAAUAAAAUUUGCUGACCGGCAUGGAAAGUUCUCUUCAGAUUGGAGCGGCGUGAUUUGAAAGUGAUAUCUAAUUCCCUGAUGUUAUUAUUUUUGUAAUGGCUACAACACUAUUUGAAAUUGAAGCAACUGAACUACGGUUUUAAGGAGUUACUUGUAAAUAUAUGAACCGAGAUUUUGAAAUAAUUGCUGGCCAAAUUAAAUGAGGUUGUUGAUUCAAGCAAUAAGCUGACUUUUUUACGCUUUUCUUGUCACAGAAAAGGAGCAAAAAUGUUUAAAGUCACGUUUAUGUAAUUUUCCAGGAGUUGGAUGGAAGAGCCGUUUUUAAAACUUCCUCGUCAAAUUCAAUGAACUGUAGAGUGUGUUACAUCGCAGUUCAAUUUAAAAAUGAGAAAAUGCGUACAAAUUCCAGACAAUAUCCCUAUGCACAUAUUAUCAGUGUUAUGGGCCGUGGUCAUUAUCAUUAAAAUUAUUGUUAUAACUUGCGAAAUUAUUUUGAAAAAAUGUUACCAAAUAUAUAAUACAGUGUUAUUCUCCGUGAACAAAA
Scaptodrosophila lebanonensis is the source of this 2636-nucleotide messenger RNA. RefSeq lists its product as uncharacterized. The record is from RefSeq and is a predicted model, not a curated record. Lineage: Eukaryota; Metazoa; Arthropoda; Insecta; Diptera; Drosophilidae. Gene Ontology annotation, biological process: intracellular transport. The transcript has 8 exons. Bases 55 to 1806 code for a protein of 583 amino acids.